This is a messenger RNA of Stegodyphus dumicola, 4125 nucleotides long. RefSeq lists its product as uncharacterized. Gene Ontology annotation, cellular component: ubiquitin ligase complex; cytosol. Lineage: Eukaryota; Metazoa; Arthropoda; Arachnida; Araneae; Eresidae. Gene Ontology annotation, biological process: ubiquitin-dependent protein catabolic process; protein ubiquitination. Gene Ontology annotation, molecular function: ubiquitin protein ligase activity. The record is from RefSeq and is a predicted model, not a curated record.
GUCAUGUGGUUGCCGAAGUAAAUGACGCAAUAGCCGCCCAAACUUAGUCUGUGACGGGAGAUCCAGAACUUCAUUUUGCGAAGUAGCGUCGAUGUGACGGGGUAAGCGGAGUACGAAUAGUCUCGCAUACAUUGUGGAUACAACUUUAAAGGUAUCAGAAUGACAGACUUUUCAUUUCUUCGUUUUAAUACGAGUGUCGUCUAUAACAGCAAUCGAUAACGAACGUGUGUGGCUGAAGAGAGGCAACGAAAUUUAGGAUUACAUUUUAUAUCACUAUUAAUAUCAGAGAAAACAAAAAUGAACCGAGAACGCAGAAAUAGAGCAGAGACUCUCCAGAGAUCCGAAGCAAUGUCCAGUCUCAUCAAUCAAAUAAUGUUCUUUAUGCUCUGUGACAGAUGGUUCUGCCCAGAAGAGAAACUGACGGGUUUAUAUGCGCUGUUGUUCUACAAUGUCAUCUGCUACCUACUCAUGUACACCCAAAGACUCGUAUACCUACAGGAUAUCACUCCUGUAGUUUUCGUAUCGGAACAUUCCAACGUUCGUCACCUAGCUAUGACAGCCACAAAAGUGAUGCUGGAAUUCACGCGGGCUGUUACUUUCGUGGUAACCGGUGUAUUCAUGCUACUUGUAUUCGGCCUCGAACAAGGCUUGGAGCACUUCAAUCCAACAUGGUACUACAUUGGAAUAACGGCUAUUUACUUCACACUCACAGAAAGAACUUGUCAGGAGAAGAUACCAUCGCUGUUAACAUACUUUCACUGCGACAUGUUCGAAAGCCUCGAAAACCUCUGGACACCAGUUUUAGUACGCCUGUGUUCUUCUGUAGCCUCUGGAUUAAUGAUUCUGCUAGUAUUUAUUUGCACCCACGAGAACUGGGCUUUGCUUCUGGCGGCUAGUUUCAUCAACGUUUACAUGACCAUUAAAGAUUUAGACCACCAUUGGCAAGCUCUUAUGAAAGAAAAAUUAAGCAUCGAAAAAUACAGGUAUGCCAGUCUGCAAGAGUUGAAUGAAAAUGAUGAUGUGUGUGCAGUUUGCCUUCAGGCAAUGUCUUGUGCUCGCAUCACACCAUGCCACCACAUGUUUCACGCGGAAUGUCUAAGACGUUGCCUGAAGGAAAGACCAACCUGUCCAAUGUGCAAAUAUUUUCUAGAAUAGGAAGAAACAUGAAUAUUGUUUCGAAAAAUUAUUUGUGAUUGAAAGACCGCUUCAAUCUGCUAACUGAAAUUGUUUUAUACAUUCUUCCUCCCUUGGUGCAAAUGGUUUGAUAUAUUUCUAAGCAAGUUUUCAUUUUUUUCCUGUUUCUAGCAUAGCAAGUUACUUUUAUACGUUUUGUACAUAAGUACAGAAGUAUUAGUUGUAAUUGAUGCCAGUUGAUCUGGAGAACAUUCAUUUAUUACUCAUUCAACUAAAAACACAUUAAGUUAAAAAUGUCUUCAUUAGCUUAAUGGAAAUGAGCUGUGAUUAAAACAUUAUACCCAUACAGGGUGCUAAAGUAUUUUCUAGUCGACCGUGAAAGUUGGCGAAGAUCCCGCCAAAAUUGCGUCAACGGUUCUGGUGAAAGUUUGAAGGAACUAAUUGCUCUCUAAUUUAGCGAGAUAAUCAACUGAUACAGAUUAUAAAUACCGCAUAUUAAAACUUAAAUUACGAACUCAAGUUCUGGGAUUAACUGACAAAGAAAUUUAUUCAACUGUUACCAAUUAUUCCGGCGGUCAAAAAAUGUAAAAUAACAACAAAACUGUUACCUUCUUCACGAACUCAAAGCCAAUUAAAUUAAAUAUCAAUUUAAGUGGCGUCAUGUUGCUACACUUUGUCUUUUAUUACAAAUUCCACAGUUUGUUAAUAUUUUGACUACGCGUAUCAGUAUAAUCAGCCUUGCAAUAGAACAUACUCCAUUGCUUGCUGUUCUGUAGAAGGCAGAUACUAAAUUUCAAUCUUUUUUUCCCCUUCCCUGCCCCCUCUAAAAUGCAAUACAAACAUAGAGAAAUAGUAGUUAACUUCCUUAUAAAAUCUAAUCUGACUUAUUCAAGAUCAGGGUUACAUGAAAACCAAAGCGAAGUCUUAUCAGUGUGUUGUGAUGUCACACUUAGACAUUGUUGGCGAUAAACUGCAAUUUGGCAACAUUGUCGAAAAUGAUAAACGGCAAAAUACGUAAGUAACCAGUAUGUUAACUCGAGAUUAGAAUAUUUUUUAUACAUAUAUAGGUCAAUUAAAUGAAAAAAAUUCCGAGAUAGUUCCUUCAUUUUAUCAAAUUAUUAAAAAGUUGUUAUAAAAGAAGCCAUGAACAAACAACUUUUAGCCUGUUGUACAAAAGUCCUCAUACUGACAAUAUAAUAUUAAUCUUACGAUGAAAUUCCAACUCGAAGUAGAUUACACGCAACUUUUUUCAAACACAGUAUCAAACGUGGUACCUUAAGACGAUAAGUGAAGACUUCGUCAGUUGUUCUCAUAUAUAUAACUGAUAAAUACAACUUCCUAAAGAGAAGGAUGCCUUCGAGGUGGAAUUUCUAGAGAAAAACUGGCUCGUAUCUACGUUAUGCAUUUGGAAACACGUUUGGAAAACCACGAAACGCCCAAGCAGCCAGCCUUUCACCUCGAAUCGAACACACGUCUUAAUUACCAGUAUUCAGCGACUUUACCGAUCGACCGCUGGUGGGCUUGUUCAUUUUCAGAAGCACGGACUUUUAUCGUGGAUAUCAGUUGCUGCUUCGGAACUUCAUUAAUGUGAAAUGCCAUUUCUCCUCCCCCUCCCUCAGUUCUCCGAUUUCAAACACCACAGCUAUCUUUUCUGCGGUUGUUUUUUAGCUCCUCAGCAAGGGUGUCAGAACCUUCCAAAGAGAUCAGCAACAACAAACACUACGAUAUUCAGAGUUGCUGACUGUAAUAAACGUGAAUUCAAUAUCUUCUUAUUUGAAUGACCUUAAAUAACAUGGAUAACAAGAGCAAACAUGAAAUUAUAAAAGAAGCCAAAUAAAGCAUAUCAAUAACAAUUGCAUUGAUAAUAAAUUGUCUAUUCUAGUCAUUUCACGAGUUAAAUGAAACUCUCAUCAAAUUAAUGUUCCGGAAUGCAUGUAAGUCCAAUGGCUCCAAAUGAAAUAUCUGCAAUGAUUACAUUAAACCCUUGCGCAAAUCGCAAAUAAACCUAAAUACUAAUUCAAAAGUCAAACACAAAAUACUGCUGUCAAAAGGAAAAAAAUAAAACAAAUGUUUAUUGAAAGGAUUUUUAUUAUUACUUAGUAAGAACGUGAUACAUCCCCUCCCUCCGUCUUUGCAAAGAAUGGAGAUUUUUGCGUACGACAAUUACUGAGGCAGCUCAAAUUUCGCGGUAAAGAGUGCAUAGUUUUUCCAUGCCCUUCAUGAAAUGUCUUCUUAUUUCUUUAUCUGGGCCGAUCUCCGCAGUGAAACCAGACAGUUCCUGUGCCUUUUUUAACACUUCGUUUAACUUCUUGUAAAUUAAAAGCGCUUUAUCUUCUUCCUUACCACUGCUUUCACUCUCGGCUGGUGAUCAUCCAAUUCAUCAUUCGUUAUUUCUCGAUUAAUUCUUUAACUUGACCUUCUUCUAUUCCUGAUAAUAUUUUGCUAAGAGCUGGUUUUACAAUUUACAUGAUUUCUAUGGCGUCAUUUUCAGUCAAUGGAAGUCCUUUAAAGCUGUUGAUAAUUUCUGGCCAGAGCUGACGUCAGAAAGCAGUCAAUGUUGAUGAGUGAAAGUUUAACCGCAUAUGAAUGAAAUUCUAGCAUUGGGUACAGUGCAGGAUUUGCGUAUAAGCUACACAAGCUAUAGCUUAGGACCCCCCCGAAAAAAAAAACCCUCUAGGUAUCCGAAAAAUAUAUUUGGCACUGACAUAUAAUAUCUGGACUUGGUCUUCUGAAGUCUAAAUCCGGCCCUGAUUGGGGAUUAGACACGUACCAAAAAGGUUACAUGGGCAAGCAGCUACUUUUGAAUACUGUUAUUUUCAUUGUUAUUUUAUGUAAAUCUGAGCAAAGAUAUUACAUGCGAGUGGAGCCAUCAAAUUUGUGUUUCAAGCAAAUGUUAUUGUUUGAUCUCAAUUGCAGCUAUUGUAAUCUGUUGGCUGUUUGUAGAACAUAGGAUAUUUUUUGAAUAAAUUUGUUACAUUUAUAUUAAAAAAA